Messenger RNA from Oryza sativa Japonica Group (Japanese rice), 1594 nucleotides. RefSeq names its product UPF0481 protein At3g47200. NCBI's taxonomy places the organism in Eukaryota, Viridiplantae, Streptophyta, Magnoliopsida, Poales, Poaceae. The record is from RefSeq and is a predicted model, not a curated record.
AUGGAGCAGGAUUUGAAAAGGCUGGUGGUUGAGAAAUAUGGCGGGCCCAAUCAGCCGGAGCAGCGGCUGCCAACCAUCUACAGAGUCCCUGGUGAGAUGAAAAGGAGGGACGAGGAGGGUAACAGCUAUAGCUACCUCCCAGUUGCCGUCCAGAUCGGCUUGCUAAGCUAUCCAAGGCAGCAGAGCCGCGAGGAGGACUACAGGGUCCUCGAACUGUACAAAUGGCGCUGCGUCGGUAGCCUCAUCGGGAGGCACCACCUUCUCCAAGAGCCAACCCGGACACCGGAGCUUCUGCGCCGGUGCCUGAGCGCCAUCAACGGCUUCCUGCCACGUAUCCUGGCGUCCUACAAUUUUGACGCGGAGGCGCUCGACGUCGGCCAGAGACAUGUAGUCCUGGGCAUCAUGCUGCUGGACGGGUGCUUCAUCCUCCGCCGCCUGCUCAAGUUCGCGCGCAUUGCCAGUGAAGAACAAUCAGGAGCUAAAGCUUCCUCCUCUAGUUCUCGUUCCGGCACCGGCGGGCAAGAUGACGACGAGGACCGGGCCGUGCUGUUUGGGAGGUGCUGGGUGUGGUCGUUCGUCACGUGCGACCUGCUGCUUCUGGAGAACCAGAUCCCGUUCUGUGUCGUCCAGAAGCUGUUCCAUCAGCUCCGGACGGACGCCGACGACACCAGCGACGUCCUCGUCGCUGGUGCCCUGCGGCUAUUCGGCUCCCUCCGACCACGCAAGCUCUACUCCUCGCCCAUCUCCUGCCGCGAUGUGCAUGUGCACCACCUCCUGCACCUCUUCUACCUCUCCGUCGGCUUCCCACCACCACCGGACGCCGCCGCGGCGCCGGACGACGACCCUAGCGAGCACUUGGUGCCGCCGUCUGAGCUCCCGCAGUGGAUACCAUGCGCCAGGGAGCUGGAGGAGGCCGGCGUCACGUUCCGGCCCAGGAAGGAUGCGACGAGCUUCCUCGACGUCAGGUUCGCCGGCCACGGCGGCGUCCUGGAGAUCCCGGAGCUGCAGCUGUACGACUACAGCGAGCCGCUCUUCCGCAACCUCAUCGCCUUCGAGCAGACCUACCCCUACACGCGCGGCCACGUCACCGCCUACGCCGUCUUCAUGGACUGCCUCGUCACCUCGCCGGAGGACAUGAGGCUGCUGCACCUCAGCGGCGUGCUGGUGAACCACAUGAACCGCGACCGGGACCCCACGGGGUUCUUCAGCCGGCUCUGCAGCGAGGCCCACCUGGCUGCCGACCGUAACUACCUCGCCGGCGUGAUCGGUGAGGUGAAUCGGUACCGGCGGUCCAGGUGGCCGCGGUGGCGCGCCGCCCUGGUGCGCAACUACUUCAGCAACCCAUGGGUGGCCACGUCCCUUGCCGCAGCAGUGAUCCUGCUCGCACUCACCAUGAUGCAGAGCUUCUUUGCGGCUUAUGCAUACUUCAAGCCACCUAAGCAGUAAUAACUGGUACAACACAUAUAUUUUGUGGAAAAACAUAAAUAAAUGAGCUAGUUUCAUUCUGUAUUGUGUUGUUGACUUGUUGUAACUUGUGAUUGUUUUGUGUGGCAGCAUAUAUAUACUUCAAAGUGCUUGAUGCGUUUGGUGCUAA